Eptesicus fuscus (big brown bat) is the source of this 931-nucleotide messenger RNA. RefSeq lists its product as uncharacterized. The coding region runs from base 1 to 744 and encodes 247 amino acids. NCBI's taxonomy places the organism in Eukaryota, Metazoa, Chordata, Mammalia, Chiroptera, Vespertilionidae. The record is from RefSeq and is a predicted model, not a curated record. The transcript is spliced from 3 exons.
AUGCGCCCACCCGCUCGGCUCCCUCGCUCUCUCGCUCGCUCCCCUCCGCCGCUCAGCCCGGCCCCGCCCGCGCCCUUCUCGCGAGACCAGCUUUCCCCGCCCCGAGACGCCUGGGCCCGCCCCUCGAGCGUUCUCAUUGGGCGCGCUCGCCACCGCUCAGCCCGCCGGGAACUUCCGGCCCCGCCCCGGAAGUUUUCCAGAGCGGAGCCCCACUUCCGGCGCCGGUGGGACCGCGGGGCGGAGGCAGUCCCGGGGAUCGGGCUUUGCGAGCGACAGCUGAGCUGGAGGCUCCGGAGCCCCGCCGGGGGGAACCCAGGCUGCGCGCGGUGUGGCCUGGGGGGUGCGUCGCCGUCCGGGUCCGGGUGCCUAGGCCGGGCCUGCGCCCUGCGCCCCCUGCUGGCGCUCCUGCCCGGGGACGGGGGGCGCUGCCCGGUGAGCAGAUCUUACGGGGACGUGAGCGCCUGGUGCCAGAUAGCCGAGGCGGAGGGAGAAGGAGGACAGCCAGCCGACGCAGUGGAGCCUUGCGUUCCCGGCCCAGACCGCAGCCCCACGAGCCAGCCCGGGUGUGAGUCCGUGUGGCUCGCAGAGCAGUCGAGUUUCGGUUUCACAGGGGAUGUCAGGCCUUACAGAAAGACCAGAGGAAAAGAACUGGAGGCCAAACCUGAUAUAACUCAGCAGGUGGUAACAGCGGCGUUUCCGGCCCCCGGGGAAAGAAUGGGGGCCGCAGACAACUCACCGGAAUAAGCGUCUGUAAGAGCCCUGAGAGAAAAUGACGGCAAAUACAAGACCUCAUGAGGGGGAUGCAUUUCCAAGCCUCCCACGAAAGCCCUCAAGGAGACGUUUGUGGAUUUAAUUUCAUAAAGACUUUAAAACUAAUCUGUGUAAAAAUCAUUUCUGUUUACAGCAAACUGAAAAAAAUAUUGGAAAUACA